Micropterus salmoides (largemouth bass) is the source of this 2643-nucleotide messenger RNA. RefSeq lists its product as uncharacterized. The record is from RefSeq and is a predicted model, not a curated record. The transcript is spliced from 4 exons. The coding region runs from base 561 to 1205 and encodes 214 amino acids. NCBI's taxonomy places the organism in Eukaryota, Metazoa, Chordata, Actinopteri, Centrarchiformes, Centrarchidae.
CAUCUGAGUGUGUUUCCUUCAGCUCCUGUGUCCUCUGUCCUGCUGGUCUCUGAGUGUCUGUCCCAGGGAGAGAUGAGGGUGUCCUGCUCCUCUGAGGGAGGGGACAGUCCUCAGUACAGCUGGACUCUGGAUGGACACACACUGACAGACGCUCAGCUCCUCUCUGGAAACAGUGAGAGUAACAACAUCACUCUGAAACAAGACGUGUCAGGACAGCUGGUCUGCUCAGUCAGGAAUAAUGUCAGUAGUGUCUGGAAAGAAGAGAAGAUAUCUACCUGUGGUGAGUAGAAACAGUUUGAUUAUUAUGACUCUGAUUAGUACCUUUACCCUCUUGGUAAAGGGAAGUGAAACUGGCAUCACUUCCUUUUCUCGUCUCUGCCUAUAAAAAGAUGAAAACAACAACGCUCUGCAUUUUCACGCACUCUCCUGUGAGGCUGAUCACUUUCAGGACACAUUUCAGGCUGUUCAGUGUAGAAUGUGCAGGUUUGCUUUUGGGUGAAGGAGAAAAGUGUGAGUGGAAGCUGCUGACUGGGUCAACAGAGGCUGAAGACUGAGGAAACAUGCAAGCUGUCAUUGGACUGUUGGUGAUGCUACUCAGAGUCUCUCACGGUGUGGAAACCUACUGUGAUGGCAGACAGGAUGGAGCUCAGUGUUAUGGCACUUUGGGAGGAACUGUGGUCCUCCAGCUGAUGGACAACGCCUCAGAAAUAUUUAAAUACCAACUGAUAAGCAACAGAACAGUAAUACUUGCAGGGGGAAAGAAUCAGAUUCUGUCUAAUCUGAUAGAAAACAGAUCCUCAUUUACUCCCAGUGAUGGAACAUUUAGGAUCAACACCCUGAGCUGGACUGAUGGUGGUGAAUAUUCUCUAGAAAUCUUUGAUUCAAAUGGAACGAGAUCAGAGCAGCGGACUCUACAUUUGAUCAUUCGAGAAAUAGGAAAUUUUCCAAUAAUCGCCGGCGUACUCCCUGCAUUGGUAAUUCUCUUGGCAGUCGGGGUGGCAGUUGUCUGUGCUCACAAGAAACAGGAAAACAACAGUCCUAAAGAAGAAGAACAUGAACAGGAAUUAACCUAUGCUGAUGUCAGGGCCGUGCAGCUGCCUGGGAGGCAGAUGGAGCAAAGGGAAGAGGUGGAGGUGGAGUAUGGCCAAGUCAAGAUUUCACAGCGACCUCAGCAGACUGUUGAACCAACAAUAAUAAUAAAAUAAUAUAUCAUUUUAUUUGAUGGCGCCUUUCAUGACACUCAACGUCGCCUUACAUCAUAACAUACGACAAGCAACAAUAAUACGUAACAUCAUUAAAACAGCAUAAAAACAAAAACGUAAAACAUCAACAAUCAAAUGGAAAUCAGCGUUGCACAUAAUUGCAGCGAGUAUGCUAGUUUGAAAAGAUGAGCUUUGAGUGCAGUUUUGAAUUUUGUAAUAGAGUCCAGUAUACGGAUGUGGAGGGGAAGAGAGUUCCAGAGUUUGGGUGCAGCAUAGGAGAAGGUCCUAGCACCCAUUGUACUGAGGUUGACGGGUGGUAGAGCCAAAAGAUUUAUUGUGGAAGACUGCAGGAAAGCGAGAUGGAGUGUAGUUAGGCACUGCGGACGGUUGGUGAUCGUCCCCUCAGGCUGGAUGAAGUCUUACCUCUGACGCUCCUGAAUUUACGCAUGGAUCCAUGAUGAUAGAGAAAUAUAGAAAUGAAAGGCAAUAAAGCUGUCAAUAUUUUUGAAAUCCCCCAAAAUAUCACAAAGCAUGCUUUUAGGGGAGCUGAUGUCUUAUUUAGUGGAGCUAAGCUCCCCCUGGCUCCCCCAUAGAUUGCACCCUGGUUGCGAAAUGUGACUUUCAGUUUGAAGUCACAGGAAACAGUGGAUGGAGGCAGUGACAAUGGAUUUCCUGAUUGUAGGUUGGUCUGCAUGAUGUCUAAAGACGCAAAAUGCUCAUGAAUUGCAGUGAUUUUUGAUUUGAAAAAUGUCAAAAAAGCAGAGCACUGCUCAUUUGAAAAGUUAUUGUCCAUAUUAUUUUCCGGUGGUGUGAGUAUAGUCUUUUUUUGGAGAAGAGAGUUCUUGUAUUCCCUUCACCUCCCUUGAUGAUAUUAGCAUAGUAUAAGUUUUUGGAGGUGGAGAGAGCAUUUUUGUACCAGAGUAUAUGAUCAUUGUACAUCUGUCUAUGUACAACAAGUCUAGUCUUUUUGUGUACCAGGGGGCAGUAUGGGUAAAUGAGAUGAAUGUGUGGAUGCCAAGGUCAAUAGAGGCAGGUGAUUCAUUGUUCACUGCACCACUGAAGGCAGGUGGAGGAGGUGUGCCAAGAUGCCUGAAGGUCUUUCACCUUUAUUUAAUGUGAUUUCCAAUAGGAAAAAUAUAAGCCAUCUAUGUUUGUAUUAUUUUCUUCACCUUUACUGUACAUCUGGGUUGUGACUGAGCAUCAAAGUAUCCGCUCCAGCAUUUGAAUCACAGACUUGCUAGUUUUUAGUGGAUAUAGUAGACUAUUUAAUAUUUUCUUAAGAAUGUAUUUUACCACAAUUUCAAUAUCUUUAGAUUAUGUUGCACUUCUUCAUUUUUACUUGUGUCUAAUUUAUGAGAAUAUUUACUUUUAUUUCAUUGUUAAAACACUGAAAACAUAAUGAAUUAUAAUGAUAAUGAAGGAAAAUGUCUUUGCAAUGUAU